Molecule: messenger RNA, 2262 nt
Organism: Magallana angulata
Lineage: Eukaryota; Metazoa; Mollusca; Bivalvia; Ostreida; Ostreidae
Product: 5' exonuclease Apollo-like
Exons: 2
Coding region: 173-2002 (609 amino acids)
Biological process (GO): protection from non-homologous end joining at telomere; double-strand break repair via nonhomologous end joining; interstrand cross-link repair
Molecular function (GO): 5'-3' DNA exonuclease activity; damaged DNA binding
Source: RefSeq, a predicted model, not a curated record
CUUUUCUCUCUCGCUCAGUCGCUGGUAUUUUUUUGAACUAUCGAGAAAAAAAAUUGUAUACCAAUGCUACAGCGUUAUUUCGGUAACCUGACCAGUGCUGACUGACACUGACUGUUGAUAAUGGGUUCUAUCAUGAUGGAUAAUUCACAAGAAUAAAUGACCAGGAAACAAAAUGAAUGGGAAAGUGAUCCCGGGAACGCCUAUCGCUGUGGACUUCUGGAAGACGCGGGAAUGUCCCAACGCCAGGCUGUUUUUUCUGACGCAUCUCCAUGGCGACCACAUUGUGGGGCUGUCCUCCUCAUGGCAACACAAAAUCUACUGCUCCGAAGUUACUGGCAAAUUACUGGUGGAGAGGUACGACAUUGAUGCGUCCCUGAUCAGCCCGUUAGAAACGGGGUGCAGCCAUAUUCUGUACAUCGACUCCGACCAGAUAGAACAGAUGUCGGUAACUGUGAUAGAUGCCCACCACUGUCCAGGCAGUGUCAUGUUCCUCUUUGAAGGCUAUUUUGGUAAAAUCUUGUACACUGGUGAUUUUCGUUUUGACUCGGAAAUGAAAGAUGAUCCUAUGAUGAGAAACCUUCUCCAUGCAGAUACAUUAUACCUAGACAAUACAUACAACUCUCCAAAAUGCGUGUUUCCAUCUCGAGAGGAAAGUUUUAAGCAAAUGAUAGAAAUCAUUCAAAGCCAUGAAGACUUUCAUAUCAAGAUUGGAUUGAGGAACCUUGGGAAGGAAGACUUGCUUGUGAAAAUAGCAGUGGAUCUGAAUGAGUGGAUCAAGGUUCCCCCGUCCUUCUUCCAGCUGGCUGAGCUCCUGGAUCUUCCAGAUGUAUUCAUCACAGGGGAAACAGAUGCCCGGAUAGAAGUCGUCCCAUUCUACUCCAUCUCCAAUAAAAAUAUAGAGCGAUGGAACAAAGAAUGUCCUACCAUUGCUCUCCUGCCUACCUCCCUGUACACAGGAUUAGAAAUGAGUCCGUUCUGUAACCAGGAAAAUGUUUAUAUUGUACCUUACUCAGAUCACAGCUCAUUUGAUGAGCUCAUUGAGUUUGUCAAACUCAUCAAACCAGGCUGCAUAUAUCCCAUUGUGUGUGGGGAGACUAGGGGGCCAUUUGGAUCCAGUAUAUCCGAUCGAGCUAAUAUCUCUGUGUUCGAGCCUUACCUUUGUAAUAAGCAAGGAAGGAAUAAUGAGAUUCCAGAGAGUGUCAAAAGAUGGAUGUAUGGAAAUCGAACUGCUUUGAAACCUGCCAAAGUUUUGAACAAAAAGCUAUUCGCCUUGGCAAGAAAAAGAUCAUCGCAAAACUUCAAAAGAGGAGUUCAUUUCGAUGAUUCCAUGGAAGAGUUUUCAGAGCCAAAGAAAAAAAAGACUAAAUACCUGAAAGACAAACAACUAGCAUCAGACUCAAACAUUGAUGGAAAAUCCACAGAACAGCUUCAUGGAAAUGUCAGGGAAAAUUCAGGAUCAGAGGUGGGUGGAAAAUCUUCACCAAAAAAUAAACCACUGGCUGCUGUAGAUAACCGAACUGGAGAAAAUGUACAAAAGGAAUUUUCCAAGAAAGAUAACUGUGGAAAGAGUUCAGAUGAGGAAAUUCCACAGUAUAUGGAAAGAGUGGAAGAAAAAAGAGAAAGUCCUGCCAAAGAAGAUCACCAGGGAACGCAUAAAACAAACUUACAGCAGAAAGAUGUUGGUGUUAAUAGUGUAAAUAAAGGUGCUGAUAAAAAUUCUCAAGGUCAGAAAAGACCCUCCAUUAAAAAUUUUAUUCAGUAUGUGUUGGACACGGAUUUUGUAAAAUCAAGCCACACGGACAGUGAGGGUAAUCCGAUGGACAGGAAUGGAGGAUCCUGCCCAGAUCCUGGAAUGCCCUGCAGGAUGGAGAGAAAGAUGGGUCUGCUCCGAGUGAUCCCUCUAUCAUCCAACAAGCCUCAGGAAAAUUACAGAUCAGGGAAGAAACAAGGGUCCUCGUGUAGUUCUGUUUGUCGGCCAUUGUUAAAUGUGAAACCAUUGUGAACAAGUACAUGUGUACCUACAUAAUAGUUUGUGUGUAGUCUGCUGAUCAUCAAUGUAGUGUCUUAUUUAUGUUUUAGAUUAAGUUAUGAAAAUAUUUUUAAGAUACAGAAUCUAUUUUUUAUAAAUGUUUUUAUACUAGUUUUAAUUCAAAUGUGUUCAAUAGAAAAGCUCAGUAAAAACUGUAUAAAUGUUACAUAUGUGUAUUAUCGCCAAGUUAAGUCAUAUUUUUUUUUAAUUAAAAAUAUCUAUUCAUUGAACAA